Molecule: messenger RNA, 5533 nt
Organism: Meriones unguiculatus (Mongolian gerbil)
Lineage: Eukaryota; Metazoa; Chordata; Mammalia; Rodentia; Muridae
Gene: Sppl2a
Product: signal peptide peptidase like 2A
Exons: 17
Coding region: 301-1791 (496 amino acids)
Biological process (GO): membrane protein proteolysis
Cellular component (GO): Golgi-associated vesicle membrane; cytoplasmic side of endoplasmic reticulum membrane; lumenal side of endoplasmic reticulum membrane
Molecular function (GO): aspartic endopeptidase activity, intramembrane cleaving
Source: RefSeq, a predicted model, not a curated record
UCCGAGAGGGACCGCCGGGGGGCGCACGAGUCCGCCAGGAAGAGAGGUGUUCUCAGGAGGCCUGAAGAUCAGCGGUGAACCAUGGGUUUUGGUGACAUUUCCUUAGGCCCGUUUCCAAAUCCGUGAUGCCAUCGGUCUGCUGCACAGAUAUUCUCCUUCGCGUGGAAAUCAAAAGCUGCAGAAAGAAUGGCUUGUGAGGGAUUACCAGAAGUUUGGAGCUGACGUUCUGAGGCAACUGCUCAGGAAGCCAUCCUGCACGCGUCCGCAGCAGACAACUCUUCACUUUCCAAGGACUACUGCAUGCAUUAUAACCCCAGCUGGACACGGCUUCCAGGCUCCCUAGGAAAUGCAACCGCUCUCAGCUUGAUGAAUCUGACUGGCACGCCACUGUGCCACCCUUCUGAUAUUCCUCCCGGUGGCAUAAAGAACAAAGCGGUGGUGGUCCAGCGGGGACCCUGCCAUUUUCUUGAAAAAGCCAAAGUUGCACAGGAAGGUGGUGCUGAAGCAUUGCUGAUCGCCAACAGCAGCGUCCCAUUUCCUUCCUCAAGGAACAAAUCUGAAUUCCAAAAUGUGACUAUACUAAUUGCAGUUAUAAGCCAGAAAGACUUUAAAGAUAUGGAACAGACUCUUGGACAUAACAUUACCGUGAAAAUGUAUUCUCCAUCCUGGCAUGACUUUGACUAUACUAUGGUGGUUAUUUUUGUAAUUGCUGUGUUCACUGUGGCAUUAGGAGGAUACUGGAGUGGACUCAUUGAAUUGGAAAACAUGAAGGCUGCAGCCGACACUGAGGAUAAAGAGAGGAGGAAGAAGAAGGAAGAGUACUUAACCUUCAGCCCUCUUACAGUGAUUGUGUUUGUGGUCAUCUGCUGUGUAAUGAUCGUCUUACUUUACUUUUUCUACAAGUGGCUUGUUUACGUUAUGAUAGCAAUUUUUUGCAUAGCGUCAGCAAUGAGCCUGUUCAACUGUCUUGCUGCAUUGAUUCACAGGAUGCCGUGUGGACAGUGCACGAUUUCGUGUUGUGGCAAAGACAUUAAAGUGAUCCUGGUUUUCCUUUCUGGAUUCUGCAUCUCAGUCGCUGUUGUGUGGGCUGUGUUUAGAAAUGAGGAUAGGUGGGCUUGGAUUUUACAGGAUAUCUUAGGAAUUGCUUUCUGUCUCAACUUAAUUAAAACAAUGAAGUUACCCAAUUUCAUGUCAUGUGUGAUACUGCUAGGCCUUCUCCUCAUCUAUGAUGUGUUUUUUGUCUUCAUAACACCCUUCAUCACAAAGAAUGGCGAGAGCAUCAUGGUGGAACUCGCUGCUGGGCCCUUCGAGAAUGCUGAAAAGAAUGAUGGAAACUUUGUGGAAGCCACUGCUCAACACUCAGCUCCCCAUGAGAAAUUGCCAGUACUUAUCAGGGUGCCAAAACUCAUCGGUUACUCAGUGAUGAGUGUAUGCUACAUGCCCGUUUCAUUAUUGGGUUUCGGAGAUAUUAUUGUACCAGGCCUGUUGAUUGCAUAUUGUAGAAGAUUCGAUGUCCAGAGUGGUUCUUCUAUAUACUAUAUUUCAUCCACAAUUGCCUAUGCUGUUGGCAUGAUAAUUACAUUUGUUGUCCUGGCGCUGAUGAAGAGGGGGCAGCCUGCUCUCCUCUACCUAGUACCUUGUACACUUGUUACUGUCUCAAUCAUUGCUUGGAGCCGUAAGGAAAUGAAAAAAUUCUGGAAAGGUAACAGCUAUCAGGUGAUGGACCACCUGGACUAUUCAACAAAUGAAGAAAACCCUGUCGCUCCUGAUGAGCAGAUUGAACAGCAGUAAUUUCGUGGACCUACAAUGAUGUGUUAUUGAUUUUCUACAAAUAGAAUUUGGCUUUUUUUUUCUUUCUUUUUCCUUUUUUUUUUCUUUUUUUUUUUUUUGGCGUUUUGAGACAGAGUCAGGACUGGCGCUUACAAUCCUCCUGCCUCUGCCUCCCAAAUGUUUGGGACUAUAGCUGGCAACACUGUGCCCAGCAAGUUUUAAAUCAAAGUUUGAAUUGAAAAUUGGCCACGUUUUUUUUUUUGCCAAUCCAUAUUAUUAUGAGCCGGUAGCAUCUAUAGUGAAAGUACAUUUUCUUUUAAUUAUCUUAAAAUUGUGCCUUCACAAUCAACUAAAAACAUAGGGUCUGUGCAGUUUUCAAAUGUAUUAUAUACAUUAUAUUUUUAUAAAAAAAAAAAAAAGCCACCCUGACCCUUCCCUGUACUUGUCUUACUAAAAUACUUCUCCAGAUUCUAAGGAUAGAUCAUGUAUAACUGUCAAAGCAAAUUUCUGAGUAGAUGUUUUUGUAAAAUAUUUAUGCAAAUCUUAUUUCCUCUAGAGAAAUAACUACUUUAGGCUGUGCAAGAAGGCAGUUCAGCAAUGAAAAUUGGUCUUUCCUCCAUGCAGAGGUUUAAAAGAUACACAAGGAGACAUAGACACACCCGUUACCAUUUAUGUUUAAAGUCUUUGUUUGCUUUUAUUUUUAUUUCAUGUGUAUGGACGUUUUGCCUGUGUGCAUCUGUCUGUGUAUCUCACUGAUGCCUGGUGCCCAUGGAGAUCAGAGGAGGCUGUUGGAUCCCCUGGGACUGAAGGGACAGAUGGCUGUGAGCUGCCAUGUGGGGGCUGGGAAUAAAACCCAGGUCCUCUGAAAGAGCAGCCAGUGCUCUCAACUGCUGAGCCAUCUCUCUCCAGCCUUGUAGUUUAAGUUUUUCAAAAAUUGUAACCCUUGUUUUAAACUUGAGAACCCAAAUUACUUCUGGCUGCAUGUGUAUUAUAUUAGACUAUUUUUCAGAUGGAAGGAAACAUAAUAUAUAUAGAAAGAGUCAUUAGAAGGACACAGAAACUGAAUCUGGUUUAUAUUGGUACAGCAUUUACUUGAAGAUACAGAUUAAACUCUUAUACUCUUAAGUUUUAUUUUGUUUUUUUUCUGAUCUUUGAAAUUUGAUUCUAUUGAUUAGGUAAAGUUUCAUCCUUUAAAUGUUUUUCUUAUCUGACUCGAUAUCAUGUAUAACUUGUUGUUUGCCUUGAGCACCCUGACAACCCCACGUCAUCGCCCCCCCUAGUUUCCACUCCUUUUGUGCACAGACAAGCGCUGAGGCUAAGUGUGCUCUCGGUCAUCACUUUUCUCCCACCCAGGACGAGCCAUCAGACCAGUUAGCUAAUCCCUUUGCUGGUUUGCAACUUGAAAGAGAUUAUUUUCUUCUCUCUUUUUUUUUUGGUGAAAUCUCAGGUGUUUUUCUAGUUUUAGAGGUGAAGUUAUCUUUCAAAUUUUUUUUUUAACAAUUUCUCUGACAAAGUACCAAGGUGACAGACAAGUCAUGACAAAAGCUCAGGAUUUUGCAUUUCUGUGUAAACAGUGCACACAAUAGGUGAACAAAUCCAGUCUUUCGUGUUAAGGCCAAUUCAUCUUAUUCAAAGGUAAAACUGGUGCAUUGAAAAAAAAAACGGGUUAGACCUUUGAUAUUUGAGCUAAAGUUCACACUAAAUGCUUUUGUUUAACUGUUAACUUUUGCUGAGUAAAGAACAGAGACGCUCCUGGCAGCUGCUUCUUUCUGCUCGGUGCAGGUGUGGGCUCUUUGGUUCACAGCGCAGAGCUGCCUGACUAGAGACAAGUGCCCCUCUACAGUCCUAACUGUACUUUCUCUUAAAACGUCAAUAAAAUGUUUGCCAAGAUACAGCUGUUUUACUAACAUAUGCAUCCUCAUUCAAAUCUGUGAUAUUCGAACGCGCCAGUUACGUUUGUAUGAAGACUGUUAAAAUUACCCUUUUAAGAACUGUGUUGAGAUAAGUUUUCAAAAGUAAUUUGGUUUCAUUAAUUUGUAACUAAUAUUUUAAUUUCUUAACCUAAAUUUUGUUCCAAAAAAAAAAAAAGAAAACAUUAACAUGUCUACAAAUCUGAUUUCUGAAUUAUUUGAAGCAAAUUCUGUUUUACCCAACCACCACCAUUGUAAUUAAAGUCUUACGUAUGGGCUGGAGUGCAGCUCAGUGCUGGAGUACUUGCCUAACAUUUUCAAAGUGCCUUCCCCUAGAACUGCCAAGGAAACAACUUACGAAGUAGCUAUAAAUAACAAAAAUUUCCUAGAGUCUGUAUCCUCACUGCCAAUUUCAUAUGUAUUUAACUCUCCUAGCAACAUAGUUGAAAAUAGCCCCAUAGAGAAAAUGAAGUACAGAAAUACUUUGUGUCAGAAAUCAAAAUGAAUAGAUACCAGAGGUGAAAAUCUGUUGUCUUUUCCUCUCUUGCUUACCUAACACCAGUAACUUUUAAGAGAUAGAGACAUUGGAUUUUUUUUUCCUUGAACAUGCUUUAAAAACAAAGUAUACUGUAUUUAUUAGUAAAUAUUGCAAAAAUAAAAUACAUGCUAGAACGUUUCAUACUUCUGACUGAUCAAAUAGAAAUCGCUGGGUUUUUUUUGGGGGGGUGGUCAUUUUUUCAAGGCAGGGGUUCUCUGUGUAAUCCUGCCUGUCCUGGAGCUCGCUCCAUAGAGUAGACUGGCCUAGAACUUGGGUCAUGCCUGCCUCUACCUCCCAAGUAGUAAAAGUGUGAGCCGCCACCACCCGGCAAAAUCAUUGAUCUUAAAUGCAUUUUCUUUUCACCCAGCUUACAAGUUCUACUUUCACCAGCAAUUUCUUCAUAGUAGAAUGUGAUUUAACACCCUUUUGAAGGAGGAUACUUUUGUUCCAUAUGCUGCUAGCAUUGAUGUAUCUUAGUUACAUGUGCAUACAGGUUUGGGUAAAAUGGCAUAUUUAUAACAAAUAGUGAGAUUUCUAGUUUUGUUUGCUCUUUCAAUGCCCACAUUUUUUUUUAAACUAUUUUUCAGUCAUGGGGGCUCUAAUCCAGGGCUUUGCACAGGCUGAGUAAGGGCCGUGCUACUGAGCAUCAGGCCCAGCUACUCAAUUUCUGCCCUGGGUAGACGUGGGAUUAGAUUUACAUUUGUUGGAAAUAUACCUGGUCUGUUAAGCUGAUUCUCUAGAACUUCAGCUUGAUUCCAGUCAGCGGAGUUUCAGAGCUGGGAGUUGCUCAGCUGGCUGGUGGAAUACACUGCUUCGAGAGGCUUUUGCAGUGUUCUGUGAAUAAGAAAAAUAGGUUGAAUCAACUCGUGGUCGCAGUACAUGGCCUGUUCACCACGCGGCAGUUUUGACGAGGCAUUAAAAGAACUAUAAACUUUGAAAUUUACAAGAAACGCCUAAAGUCUGUCUAGCUGGUCUGCAGCUUCCCAGGAGAACAAGUGAGUGCAAACUCAGUAGCUUUUGUCUAGUUUUUUCCCUUUCACAUUGUACUCAGAUUAGUACCUUUUUAAGAAUACAUAAUUGGAUUUUCACUUCUUAGAUGAUUGGUUUGUAUAUGGGAUUCUUUUUCUAACACUUUUCUAUGUAAGUGAGUGUAAACUAAUAUUUUUAUAACACUAUUAGACUUAUGGAACAUGAUUUAAAACCUAAUUUUUUGGAGUGUUAAUUUAGUAAAUUAAGCUCUUUUCAUAUGUGCCAAUCUGACAAGACUGUGUUGAAUUUACUGUAGUGUUCAAUAAAUUCUAUUUUAAAAUAAAAA